Molecule: messenger RNA, 1974 nt
Organism: Solea senegalensis (Senegalese sole)
Lineage: Eukaryota; Metazoa; Chordata; Actinopteri; Pleuronectiformes; Soleidae
Product: homeobox protein Nkx-2.5-like
Exons: 2
Coding region: 259-1338 (359 amino acids)
Biological process (GO): cell differentiation; regulation of transcription by RNA polymerase II
Cellular component (GO): nucleus
Molecular function (GO): RNA polymerase II cis-regulatory region sequence-specific DNA binding; DNA-binding transcription factor activity, RNA polymerase II-specific
Source: RefSeq, a predicted model, not a curated record
CCGACACCAGAGGAGGCACAGACACAGGCGCUCCGCUCCCUCGCCCCGGUCCAAACUCCACUUACAAAGCCCGACAUUACAUCUGUCACAGAGGAGAGACCUGCGUGGACUAACCCGGGGACUAAUACCCAUGUUUUCCUCCGAUUUACGGCAAUGAGGCAUUCCAGAGGCUUAACGCACCUCCACUUACCAAAGAGGCUGGAAUUAGGAGCAAUUAUUUGUUAGGAAGAAGAGCAGGGAAGGAGAAAGGCGGAGUGCAUGUUACUCGGCGGGAUUCAUUUCCUCGAUGGUGCAGAGCAGGAGCUGGAUGACAUGAUGCUGCAGAGUCCGCUCACCUCCACACCUUUCUCUGUCAAGGAUAUCCUCAAACUGGAGCAGCAGCAGCAGCAGCAGCAGCAGCAACAACAACAACAGCAACAGAGCGGGUCCCUGGAGCUCCAGCACCGGGUCCACAACCAGCAGCACCUGACCGGGUCGCCUCCCCAGCAGCAGCAGCAGCAGCAGCAGCUUUUCCAAACCCCGCCGUCCUGCAUGCUCGCAGUCACCCGGGACAGUUCCUCCUUCUCGGACGGAGAGGAUAAUCUGGCGUACCUCAGCGCGCUGGCAGUACGGGAGGAGGACCGUCUGUCCCCGGACAUGUACGUGCACCCGCCGGGCCUGCAGGGAGCCAAGCUGGAGGAGCAGGAGAGCAAGAGCUGCGGGCUGGAGUCCAGGCAUGACGCAGCGGAAGGCGGGCAGGGAGACGCUGAGCGGCCGGCGCAAAAGCAGAGGAGCCGGCGGAGGCCCAGGGUUCUCUUCUCCCAGGCGCAGGUCUUUGAGCUGGAGCGGCGCUUCAAGCAGCAGCGCUAUCUGUCCGCCCCGGAACGGGAGCACCUCGCGACCACCCUCAAGCUCACCUCCAACCAGGUGAAGAUCUGGUUCCAGAACCGGCGCUACAAGUGCAAACGGCAGCGGCAGGACAAGUCCCUGGAGGCGGCGGGGCAGCACCACCCUCCUCCGCCCCGGCGCGUCGCCGUGCCGGUGCUCGUCCGGGAUGGGAAGCCGUGUCUGGGCGGCGCGCAAAGCUACGCUGCUGCUGCCGCCGCCGCGGCUCCGUACGCAUCCAACCCGUACAGCUACAACGGAUACCCGGCAUACACAUACAACAGCCCCGCUUAUAACAGCAACUACAGCUGCACGUACACUAGCAUCCCCGCCCUCCCUCCUUCCAGCUCCUCCAACGCCUUCAUGAACAUGAACCUGGGAACCGUGAGCGGCAUUGGCGGCUCCUCGCAGACGCACCAAGGGACAGCGGUCACGUCCUGUCAGGGCUCCCUGCAGGGGAUCCGGGCCUGGUAACGAACACAAACGAAACAGUCGACAGUUAUUAUUGAGCUCUUUGCAUGUGUUUCAAGCUACACAUUUUAAGAUGUGCGUCCAUUUGUUCAGAUGGCCUCCGAAAUCAGUGUUGCUUGUGUAAUGGAUGUGUGUGUGCGUGUGUGUGUGUGUGUGUGAGUGUGUGUGUUCACGUGAGAUUUCCAGCUGCUCCGCAUGUUUUAGAGGCGACAUUAGUGCGCGUAAAGACCGGACACCGCAGUUGAGGACAUUUCAUGUCGGCUCUCCAGGUUGCGCACAUGGUUGCGCACUUCUCAUUAUGCGAACUGCAAAAAAGUGGGUUCGUUUUAUAAAAAAAAAAAAAUCUUGUAUAUUCUUAGGUUAUGGAUUGAAAUGCUUUAAAAUGUGUAUUUUUUUCAACAGAGAAUUGUUUUUAGACUAUUUCACAUCUAUUCAAAUAAACCCAACCAAUGAAAGAUGCGUUUUUAUUCUGCAAUAAAACUUAUAAUAUAAUGAUAUUAUACGAUAUGAUCUCGCGUGGCCUUGAAAAGACACAGUAAAUUUGGUCAUGAAAUAAAGAGAUUAUCAUCCACGGAAUAUAAUCUGAUUUUACACGAGAGACUUGAAAACAGUCCUAGUGAUUUAAUUUGAAGUGCCACA